Trypanosoma conorhini is the source of this 606-nucleotide messenger RNA. RefSeq lists its product as uncharacterized. The transcript has a single exon. Lineage: Eukaryota; Euglenozoa; Kinetoplastea; Trypanosomatida; Trypanosomatidae. Bases 1 to 606 code for a protein of 201 amino acids. The record is from RefSeq and is a predicted model, not a curated record.
AUGGGCGGGGCAAACAGGGGCCAGGCAAAGCGUCAUGAGUUGCCCGGAAGAGAAGAAAGUGAAGGCGGUGUGUGUUUGGGGAGCGCGCGCGGUCGGCCUUUGGGAGGGCAGGCAGGCCGCUGGAGGAUGGCUUGGGAGCACAUGUGUUUUCUGGGGGCUGGAUUCCACGGUGGGUCUUCGGCCGUAGCAGAUGUGUGGUGCGCCUGGACGCGACUCAAAGUGCCGUGCGGGCGAUCGACUGCUUGCUCGCUGUGCAUUGCUCUCUGUGCGCCGCUGAACAAGCGUGGGAGGGCGAAGCUGCGCCCCGCAAGCUGGCGAAAUCUCUCAGAGCAAGAGGAAUGGUCGGUGGUGAGGCGUUCCUCACCGCGCCGAGCUGUGAGAAGCUCGGGCACGGAGCAGUGGACACGUUGGCGGCAGCGAUGGAAGCAGAGGUGCUUGUUGUGGCUGGCGCGGAGGCUGAAGGAUGCAAAUUUUCCCUGCAGCUCCGGAAAGGUGUGUUGUCAGCGCAUUCUGGAGUUGGGCUGCAUUGGAUGCGGUGCAGAGGAAAAUGAAGGAGCUGAAGCAACCGCCGCGACGUGGGACACGGCAGAGGCCUGCUGCAAAUAA